This is a messenger RNA of Pisolithus orientalis, 1188 nucleotides long. Its product is annotated as Per1-like-domain-containing protein. Gene Ontology annotation, cellular component: endoplasmic reticulum membrane. The record is from RefSeq and is a predicted model, not a curated record. Bases 61 to 1188 code for a protein of 375 amino acids. The transcript has 4 exons. Gene Ontology annotation, molecular function: hydrolase activity, acting on ester bonds. NCBI's taxonomy places the organism in Eukaryota, Fungi, Basidiomycota, Agaricomycetes, Boletales, Pisolithaceae. Gene Ontology annotation, biological process: GPI anchor biosynthetic process.
UUGCGACAGUCCCCUAGCGAUUCAUUGCUGAUUACAUAAUACCUCUACCUUCGUUCAACGAUGAGAGGGUCGCUGGUGUGGCGGACGGGCGUGCUGGCCUUGCUGGCGACGGUCGCAGUGGCGUCGUCUGGGGACAGGUCUUCCGACUUUCAAGACUGCCUCUCAAAAUGCGUCGGUCGCUGUCAUCCCUGGACCGCGCUUUCCCUGGACCUCCGCCUCACACGUUGGACAUGCGGCGACGACUGUAAAUACACCUGUAUGCACAUGCUGACAGACAACGCGGUCAGGGAUGGGAAACCAAUUCAGCAGUACUACGGAAAAUGGCCGUUCUGGCGACUCUUGGGCAUGCAAGAACCUGCCUCGGUCGCAUUCUCGCUUUGGAACAUGUGGUUCCAUCUACAAGGCGCCCGUCAGAUCAGCCGCAGAAUGCCUGCUACCCAUCCGAUGAAACCGUAUUAUCUGACGUGGGCGUAUGUGAGCAUCAACGCUUGGACAUGGUCUGCUGUAUUCCACACCAGAGAUUUGCCUCGCACGGAAAAACUGGACUAUUUCUCGGCAGCAUUGGCCAUCAUGUAUGCACUAUAUUUCACGGUUACUCGCAUGCUACACAUGUACCCCCGAGCAACGGACAGCAGCGUGCCAAAGUCUACCGCAAAGUUGCGUUCUGCUAUGUGCAUCGCGUGGUCCAUGCUGUGUAUCGCAGCGUACAUAGCGCACGUAACAUACCUGACCAUCCUCCCCCGCUUCGACUACUCCUAUAACAUGGCUUUUAACCUCGCCCUCGGUCUUGCACAUAACUUAUUGUGGCUCUUGUAUUCGCUUCCCCGAUCAGUCUCCCUCCUUCGGCGGUUCCCACAUGCUCCCAAGACAUACCGACCAUCAUACGCGUAUAAAGCAGGUCUAUUCGUUGCAUUGACAACGGCUGCGACGGCAUUGGAAUUGUUCGACUUCCCCCCUGUGGGUCGUGUCCUGGAUGCACACGCUCUCUGGCACCUCAGCACAGCCCCUAUAGCCAAACUUUGGUACGAUUUCCUAGUCGAAGAUGCCUUAGAUGAAGGCUGGCGAGCACCCCAACAACGGCUGUUGUCUCCGUUUCAUGUACAUUACAAUAUCCCGCCCCCCGCUUACUCUCAACAAUCAACAAAGACACUUUCCGGCAUGGUUGAGCGCUGGGCAGCGAAAGAAUGA